AUAUUUAUCUUAAUGUUGCGUUCGGAACUCCUUGUCUUGCUCGUCCAGACGAAUUAUCAGGAACAGCAUGACAACGAGGCCGCAUUCGGAACCUACGAGGCCUUCAUUCCCCACAAUUCAACCAGCUCGAAAGUAAACAUACACUAUUUUAUCAUAUCAGUGUCUUUAUUUUACACUCUGCGUAGGUUUUGUAACUCCUUUAAUGCACAAAUAACCUACUUACACGUGACAAAUACAAGAAUACCGUUUGUUAACAACAAUAAAGGGCCAUAAAAUUGCCUAUUAAUAUCUUAAUGUUGCCUGCAACUGUCAUUGUUUACAUACAAUUGCUAUUGUGAUGCCUUUUCGGCCGACUGAGAACCGGGCGAGAUGGACGAGACAACUUGUCCAGGACGCGGAAAGCAGGGGUUCCGAACGGUCAAACCAUCUUGUCCACACUGUUAGACGAGGAGUUCCGAACGAAGCAUUAUAUAUAUUGUCCAGCACUAGGCUUACAAGUCAGGAAUCAUGCUCAUGUUCCUUCACAUUUACCAUCCUCUGCUUAGCUGAAUAUGUCAAAUACCAGUCAAGAAGUACCCACUAGAUUUCAAUUGAUCUUAAAACUUCAUAUAGCAGAAUCUAUACCGAAAAAUAUAUCUUGACAUUCGACAUUGGCUGUGUUAGUAAAUAAUGUACGCGUCGUCUGCCAGACCGUUGCGUUUGUGCACCACACUAAAAAUACAGUAUCGCGCUAUAGGCCGUUCCGUUCAAAUUGUGCGCUUCCUAGAGCUACGAAGUGCCCAUCGGAACGCAGGGCUGGUAGCUGCAACGACGGAAGUUGUGACUGUGGCGUCAACACGAUCAGAGUUCGAGACUUUGAUAUCAACUGUAGUUUCUUGGACGACCAGCAUUACUACCGAGGUCGUCCCUUACGUGUCCACAAUGACAGUCACAAGCACAUACCAUGAUAUCGUCCAGGUCGUGGAGUCGGUUCAGUCCAGCUUGCGAACACCUGAUAUACACACUUGUAUUUUUGUUUUGCAUACAUAUCAAAGAGUAGAAAACACGUACAACAAAAGAACACCUGUACUCCCGCGCAUACAACAACGGCCGACGUAUUGCCAUUUAUCCCUUGAUGGUAUAUUUUCCUCUACCAGGUGAUUGAAGUGUGGCAGACCGUGGUGUGGCAGACGGCUAAGCAAAUCAUGUUCCUGCAGGAGAUGCUGACGGGACAGGAACUUACUGUAACAGU
Molecule: messenger RNA, 1231 nt
Organism: Penaeus chinensis
Lineage: Eukaryota; Metazoa; Arthropoda; Malacostraca; Decapoda; Penaeidae
Exons: 2
Coding region: 670-1140 (156 amino acids)
Source: RefSeq, a predicted model, not a curated record